Messenger RNA from Neltuma alba, 1451 nucleotides. RefSeq names its product protein EI24 homolog. Gene Ontology annotation, cellular component: endoplasmic reticulum. The coding region runs from base 151 to 1170 and encodes 339 amino acids. The record is from RefSeq and is a predicted model, not a curated record. The transcript is spliced from 13 exons. Gene Ontology annotation, biological process: macroautophagy. Lineage: Eukaryota; Viridiplantae; Streptophyta; Magnoliopsida; Fabales; Fabaceae.
UUAAACUCAUGAUUUACGAGUUUAUCAGUCUGUAACUUUUUAGUUUCAGAGCCUUUUUCGGGGAACCUGUUCAUGAGGUCGCAAGUUUGAUGCAUAAUCCAAAUUUUAAAGUAAGAAUCUUUGGGAAGAAGCUCUCUCUCUUGAUCAUCCAUGGAAGCCACAAAGCCGCUAGUAAAUACGACGACCGCCAAACUUAAGCUAGCGGCUCUUUUAUGGCUCGAGGGUUUCAAGGAGGCCUGUUGUCUUCAUCGCGUUGUAAUUCUGUGUUCAAGGUCUAGGAAGCUUUUGGUGCGGACCGGGCAGUGCUUUCUCUUAAAUGGUUUGAUUUUCUUAGGAAGUUUAUUCGUCCUGAACUCAGUUGUCAUCCCGACAUUGCAGUGGAUAUUGCCUGAUCAGUGCUCACAGUUCAGUUCUCGUAAAUUGUGCGGCUUUGGUGGCAUUUUGAAAUUUUAUUCUUUCUUACGUCGUGGACUCAUUCAUUUCUUUUAUGUCUUUUGGUUUUACCCAUUAUAUGUGUUCAGCAUAAUUUUAAGCGCUAUCUGGUACAAUGACAUUGCCAAGCAUGGGUAUGACGCUAUAGAUAGAUCCAAGUCUCCUGCAGAGGAAGGUUCCAGCCAAACUAAAUCAUCGGAUAAAGCAAAUGCUUCCAACAUCAAAAGGCUUUCUGGCUUGGGACGGUUCAUGAUUGAGACUGGAGAGCUGGUUUACUCAAUAAUCCUUUUGAGUGUAUUCUUUCUCAAGGUCUAUGCUACAGGUUUCAUACCUUUCAUAGGGAAGAUGCUCAAUUUUUUACUUCUUUCCUGGAUGUAUGCAUAUUACUGCUUCGAGUACAAAUGGAAUUUUAAUAAAGUUCCUUUGGACAAAAGACUGGACUACUUUCAGUCCUCCUGGGCAUUUUUUUCUGGGUUUGGAAGCCCCUGUGUUUUGGCUAUAUUUUUUUUCUCGCCACUUGUCAGUUAUGGGAUUAUGGCUAUUCUUUUCCCACUGUUUGUUUUAACUGCGACUGGGUCCAAGGUUGAUCAAGAAAUAUCAUUUGAAAAAAGCAAAUGGAGAGGCGUAAGAAUGGGACGGCUUCCAAUAUUUCAUAUUGCACAUAAAGUGUCGAUGUGGAUGUUAUCUUUGCUUCCCUUGGAGAAUAAAGACCGGACAAAAGACAACAAAGCUCAAUGAUAUAUAAAGUGCUUUACGACAAGCGGAUGGGUGGGAUGCUGUGCUAUGGCGUGUGCAUGCCGCAUUACUAAGAUUCAUCUUCUUUUCGUUUUAAUGAGAAGAACCAUCCUUCUCUUUGUAUAUCCUUGUAUUGAAGAUUUCUUUUGGGCCGGACGAUAUUAUUUGUACAGUGUCAACUAGAUGUUUUUGGUGGAAACUGAUGGAGAAGAGUUCUUUGAUUGAUUCCAAGUUAAUGACUUAUGAGGCUUAAUACUCACAAAACAAUGUGCAACUCUUCCAUU